Molecule: messenger RNA, 1539 nt
Organism: Physeter macrocephalus (sperm whale)
Lineage: Eukaryota; Metazoa; Chordata; Mammalia; Artiodactyla; Physeteridae
Exons: 4
Coding region: 1-1539 (512 amino acids)
Source: RefSeq, a predicted model, not a curated record
AUGUCAGCGCCGCUCGGGAAGAAAGGCGGCUGGAGUCCCACCUUGAAGCCUGUGGACCCCACCGAGGUGCGUGUGAACUGCCAGCGUGGAGAGGAGCUGCUCGUUUCCGUCUCCGGGUUUCUGGCCCUGGAGCGGGCCUCUCCCCCCCGGACGGACCCGGACAGAGGCCGGGGUGGCGGUGGGCGCUGCUCCGGGGUGGGCGAGCGGGUUCAGGAAAGGCAGGGCCCCGGGGGCCUCAUUGAAGCCUCGAUGGUCUCACAGAAGCAGGACUCGGGGUGCGGGCAGGUCCUGGACAACCUUACGUCUGGGCCAGCCUGUAGUAGUUUCGUGUCACCGUCCUCGCCACUGGGGGCCUCUGUCCCAGGGACGGCCACGAGGCCAAGGGGGAGCCUGGGGGGCUCCCAGCGUCCGGGGACGGGCACUGGCUCGCAGCCCGGCGGUUGGGGCCCCAGAGGGUGGCUUCCUUGGGUUCCCGGGGCCUCUGCCCCCUGCUCCCUGCAGCACUGUCUCUGCAGGGCCACCGUUCGGUUCGGGGGAGCCGGAACCACUCCGUGGCCCCAAACGCUAAAGGCAGCUGGCGGGGGUCACUGGGGGUUAAGGUGCUCGGCCGCUGGCCGGGGGCCAGGGUCGGGCCCUCCGUCCGUCCUAGUGCACCCCAUCUGGUUUGCUCAGACCCCGUUCACACCCAGCGGAGGCCCCGUCACCGAGCUGGAGGUCAGGGAGGUGAGGGAGGGAGGCGUCUUCUCCCCCGCGGCCACCCGGCUGCUGGCCUGCGGCCCACAUCGGAGGCAAAGGAUCAGGUCUGGAGUGAGGGCUCCUCUGGGUGCCCCCUGGGCCCGGGCAGUCAGCGGAGACUGGGCAUGGCCUGGAGGCGGUGAGGCCCGGCCCUUCCCUCCUGAAGACUCCCCCGCCCUCGCGCUGGGCUGGCCUUGCCCCCCUCAAUCCCAGCCGGCCAGGCCAGCCUUCCAGGCUCUGUCUUCUUGUCCCUGGAGCUUGGCCCUGAGCCAGACGCCCCCCUCCACCUGCUGCAGAGGGGCUGCGGGGGCCUCCCUGAGGAGACGGCCCCCAGGUCGCGGUGAGGACGGGUCACCCUUCCAGGUCUGGGGGCAGUGCUGCCCUACUGUCUCUUUCCAGAAAAUCCUGAAGCCCCGUCCUCGGCCUCAGGAGUCACAGGCGUCUGAAGAAGUCGGCUGCGGGCUGGCCGGAUGGGUCGCUCCCGUGCGUGGCGUUCCUCUGCACCGGGGCCUGCGGCUACUGUCCCUCCUGGUUCAGCGUGAUGGCUCGGGACCUGGGGCCCCCCCGGCCCUCUUCCACCUCCCGCCCUCCCACGGGACACCUGGCCGGGGCCGGGCCGGGGCGCUGGCGAGGGUCCCUCGUAGCCAGAGCCGCCCGGCCGCUGGCGAGAGCACGCGGGGCAGCUGGGCCCACCGUGCUCUCCAGCCCCCGGGGUCCCUCCCCACUGCCACCCUCGGCCCCCCACGCCCCCAGUGUCACGUGAGCAGGGCUGGCUGUCCACCCGGGGCGGCAUCGGGGACCUGA